AUGAGAUUCUUGAAGAUAUCGGGAACGAAUAAUAACGCAGAAUCCCGGUGGCACAAGAACCGUAUGGCAGUAUCUACUCGUGGGGUAACCAAGUGCCGUUUGGUACGACAAUGCGCCUCCUCCCGCGGCUCCAAUGCCCCGCUGAAAAUAGUACGACCAGGCAAAACGGGCCCGAAUAACCCGAAGGAAGUAUGA
Blastomyces dermatitidis ER-3 is the source of this 195-nucleotide messenger RNA. RefSeq lists its product as uncharacterized. The record is from RefSeq and is a predicted model, not a curated record. The transcript has a single exon. Bases 1 to 195 code for a protein of 64 amino acids. Lineage: Eukaryota; Fungi; Ascomycota; Eurotiomycetes; Onygenales; Ajellomycetaceae.